UUACUUACUCCCACUGACAUCCUAGACUAAAUAAAAGACCCAGUCUUCCUAGUCCAAUUUCAAAAGAAAAACAAAGAGAGAGAGAGCACUAUAUAUCGUCUUUUUGAUCAUUGAUUGUUAAGUUGUGCUGUGAAAAUGAACCAAGAAAUGAAUGGGGUUGAGGCUGAUCAGAUUCAGAGGGUUGCUCAGGAGAUUAAUGGGCAAGAAAAGAUAGACUAUGUGUUCAAGGUGGUGGUUAUUGGAGACUCAGCAGUUGGGAAGACUCAGAUUCUGUCCAGGUUUACUAAGAAUGAGUUCUGCUUUGACUCCAAGUCCACAAUUGGGGUUGAGUUCCAGACUAGGACUGUCACCAUUAAAGGCAAACUCAUCAAAGCCCAGAUCUGGGAUACUGCUGGCCAAGAAAGGUAUAGAGCAGUAACAAGUGCAUACUAUAGAGGUGCAUUAGGGGCAAUGCUGGUGUAUGACAUUACCAAGAGGCAGACCUUUGAUCAUGUUGCUAGGUGGGUGGAGGAACUCCGGGCUCACGCCGACAGUUCGAUCGUGAUCAUGCUGGUUGGGAACAAAGCUGAUCUUGGGGAGCAGAGAGAUGUGCCCACAGAAGAUGCAGUUGAGUUUGCUGAGGAUCAAGGGCUGUUCUUCUCUGAGACAUCAGCCUUCAGUGGUGAAAAUGUGGACACUGCAUUCUUUAGUGUCCUAGAGAAGAUAUAUGGGGUGGUGUCUAAAAAGGCAUUGGAAUGUGGCAAUGGAAACAAAUCCAAUGGGGUUGAUCUUAAAGGAGCUAAAAUUGAUGUUAUUUCUGGGUCUGAGUUGGAAAUUAGUGAGAUGAAGAAAUUGUCUGCUUGCUCUUGUUGAUCUAAUUGUAUUAGGUGAGGGGGCCAGUGGUAUAAUUUUUCAACUUGUUUACUGCCACAUCAAGGAUGAGCCAUUUAUGUUUUCUUUUCUUUCUUUUUUGAAUUUGUUUGGUUUGGGGUAACAAGUAAAAAAGAGGCUAAAGGCCUUGAAGGGAAAAAGUAAGUGUCAAAUUCUCAUGGCGAAAUGUGAAAUGUGGGGCAAGUAAUUUAUCACUGGAGUUAUAAGUCUUCUCGAUUGUAAUAUGAUUGUAAUUAUCAUGAUUGGUCUUUGAAUUUAAUUUUUCUUUAUAUACAAAAGCGAUAUUGAAA
Molecule: messenger RNA, 1160 nt
Organism: Prunus avium (sweet cherry)
Lineage: Eukaryota; Viridiplantae; Streptophyta; Magnoliopsida; Rosales; Rosaceae
Gene: RABA3
Product: RAB GTPase homolog A3
Molecular function (GO): GTPase activity; GTP binding
Source: RefSeq, a predicted model, not a curated record